AUGGGCGGUUUUUUUGACUUGGAAGACCUUGGAAUUGAGGAUGGUGCAUACAUUGAAAAAGUUAGUGAGAAUGCGGUUGAUUAUACAGAAUUUUUUACAACCACUACAAUGUUUGCUACUCGAAGGAAAAUGCUUGAUUGGGUGAUUGAAGUGGGUAAAAUGCAUAAUAUUGUUAUUAUCAUUGCUCGGACUGAAGGUGGAGAUGGUCUUGGUUUUGGAACGGCGAAAACUACCCUUACUUGUGAGAGAGCUGGAAAAUAUAGGCUUAGUAAGUCAAAAGUUGCAAUAGAUGUGGAAAAAUUUACUGGAACAAAAAAGAUGUCGUGUCCCUUUAGACUUCAAGCAAAGGAGCAUGUUGGUGGCGGAUGGAGUGUAAAUUUAUCGUGGGUAAAGACUAUCCUUGUUGGUUCUUUAAUCCUUCCUGAAACCCCCAACUCCCUCAUUGAACAAGGCAAACCCGAUGAAGCUAAGAAACAGUUGUUAAAAAUUCGAGGGGUUGACAAUGUUGACGCCGAAUUCCAAGACCUAGUUACAGCUAGUGACGCCUCCAAGAAAGUGGAAGACCCUUGGAAAAGUCUCUUAAAAGACAGACAAUAUCGACCUCCUCUCAUUUUUGCCUUUUUUAUUCUAAUGUUUCAACAACUUACCGGGAUCAAUGUGAUCAUGUUCUACGCACCGGUUUUGUUUAAAACAAUUGGAUUUGCAAAUGACGCAUCUCUCAUGUCCGUUGUUAUUACGGGUGGCGUUAACGUUGUUGCUACUUUGGUCUCCAUUUACGGUGUUGAUAAGUGGGGAAGGCGAUCUCUUUUCCUUCAGGGUGGCAUUCAAAUGCUCAUUCUCCAGGGGAUGCAACAAAUUUGCCACAAUGCUGGAUUCGCAUGGUCAUGGGGACCUCUAGGGUGGCUGGUCCCUAGUGAAAUCUUCCCUCUCGAAGUUCGAUCUGCUGCACAGAGUAUCAACGUAUCAGUUAACAUGAUAUUCACCUUUAUAAUAGCUCAAGCUUUCCUCCCAAUGUUAUGUGCCUUAAAGUUUGGACUCUUCAUCUUCUUCGCCUUCUUCGUCGUGAUUAUGACUAUAUUCAUCUACUUCUUGUUGCCUGAAACCAAGAAUGUUCCUAUUGAAGAGAUGAAUCUUGUCUGGAAGAACCACAAGUUUUGGGGCCAUUUCAUUCCUGAGGAUGUUGUUACUCCUGAGAUGCCCGUGCUUAAGGCAUAA
Molecule: messenger RNA, 1215 nt
Organism: Spinacia oleracea (spinach)
Lineage: Eukaryota; Viridiplantae; Streptophyta; Magnoliopsida; Caryophyllales; Amaranthaceae
Product: sugar carrier protein C-like
Exons: 5
Coding region: 1-1215 (404 amino acids)
Biological process (GO): transmembrane transport
Cellular component (GO): membrane
Molecular function (GO): carbohydrate transmembrane transporter activity
Source: RefSeq, a predicted model, not a curated record